Messenger RNA from Cicer arietinum (chickpea), 1010 nucleotides. The record is from RefSeq and is a predicted model, not a curated record. NCBI's taxonomy places the organism in Eukaryota, Viridiplantae, Streptophyta, Magnoliopsida, Fabales, Fabaceae.
AUGAAGUUGUUGGCUGGGAUUAUCAAAUUAAAUCUGGUAUCAACGCCUUUUCUUCCCUCCCAUUUUCUCAAUCAACAUUUUCAUUUUCAUUGCACAUUUUCACGAGAGGUAUUUACACCCUUGCAAGAAAAAGGCUGUGUUAGUGUUGAAAUAUACAAUGUUCUUAUGGAUUCUCUUCGAUUGAGUGGUGAAGUGAAGAAAGCAUUAUCACUCUUCGAUGAAAUAAAGGAGAUAGACAUGAAGCCUGAUUCGCCAACAUAUAACAUAGCAAUUCUAUGCCUUGUUGCUCGCGGUGAAAUUCAGGAGGCUUGUGUAUGUCAUAAUAAGAUCAUUGAGAUGUCUUGCAUUCCUUUUGUGGCUGUUUAUCAUCCCCUUGCUAAAGGUCUUUGCGAAAUAGGAAAGAUUGACGAAGCCAUGAUGCUUCUUAGAGAUUGCUUAGGCAAUGCUACUAAUGGACCUAUGGAGUUUAAGUAUUGUCUUACCCUUAUUCAAAUAUGCAAAUUUAAUGAUGCCGAAAAGGUGAUUGAUGUAUUGAAUGAGAUGAUGCAACAAGGUUUCCCUUUAUGCAAUGUUGUAUGUUCUGCAAUCAUCUCUGGCAUGUGCAAGCAUGGAACAAUUGAAGAGGCCAGAAAGGUUUUCUCAAAUUUGAGAGACCGCAAAUUGUUGACUGAAUCUGAUACUAUUGUGUACGACGAAUUACUAAUUGAUCACAUGAAGAAAAAGACAGCGGACUUGGUAAUAUCAAGAUUGAAGUUCUUUGGUCUAGAGUCUAAACUAAAGUCAAAGGGUUGUAAACUAUUGCCAAGUUGAAAACUGUUAUGGAAUUUUCUUUGGAGACUAGUCAGGACAUUCUCCAACCAGCGGCAACUUGAGGAAAAAAGGUCUGAUGAUUGAUGUUACCCGCCCUGUAUGUAAUUCCAAUCCUGACCACUUGUUUAUGCACUGCACUGCUGCAAAGCUAGUCUGGUUUGCUCGCUACUGAGAGCUCAUGUACCAAGUGAGACUAAUAA